Anopheles maculipalpis is the source of this 3264-nucleotide messenger RNA. RefSeq names its product circadian locomoter output cycles protein kaput (gene Clk). Lineage: Eukaryota; Metazoa; Arthropoda; Insecta; Diptera; Culicidae. The transcript has 6 exons. The record is from RefSeq and is a predicted model, not a curated record. Gene Ontology annotation, molecular function: protein dimerization activity; RNA polymerase II cis-regulatory region sequence-specific DNA binding; DNA-binding transcription factor activity, RNA polymerase II-specific. Gene Ontology annotation, biological process: circadian regulation of gene expression; regulation of transcription by RNA polymerase II. Gene Ontology annotation, cellular component: cytoplasm; nucleus; CLOCK-BMAL transcription complex. The coding region runs from base 185 to 3262 and encodes 1025 amino acids.
UUCUCCCGUGCGGGUGGGUCUAAGGGUCGGCAGAAAGAUUGAGGAACUAAAGCACAACCCCGGCCGGGGGUCCCUGUUCGACGAGGUGGAGGGGUACGGGGGCGGCGGUGGAUCGAUCGAUCUCGAUCAUCAUCAUCACCACCAUCACCAUCAUCAUCACCAUCACACGGAUUCGUACUCGGCCAUGGACGAAGAUCCCGACGACAAGGAUGAUACGAAGCGAAAAUCUCGUAAUCUCAGCGAAAAGAAACGACGCGAUCAGUUCAAUCUGCUGGUUAACGAGCUUAGCUCGAUGGUGUCGUCGAACAGCAGAAAGAUGGACAAGUCCACCGUUCUUAAGUCGACGAUUGCGUUCCUCAAGAGCCACAACGAGAUCGCGGUCCGUUCGCGGGUGCACGAGAUACAGACGGACUGGAAACCAUCGUUUCUUUCGAAUGAGGAGUUUACCCACCUGAUCCUGGAAGCGCUGGAUGGGUUCAUCAUCGUGUUCUCCUCUACGGGGAGAGUAUUUUACGCAUCUGAAAGUAUUACCUCGCUGUUAGGGCAUUUACCGAGUGACCUCCUGAAUAUGACCGUGUACGAUAUGGUGUAUGAGGACGAUCAGAACGAUCUGUACAAUAUACUGCUAAAUCCGACCACUGUAGUAGACCCACUGCAGACAGGCAUUAGCCGGGAGAAUCAGGUGACGUUUUCCUGCUACAUCAAGCGAGGGACGGUGGAUUACCGGGCGGAUGUGUCGUACGAGCAUGUACAGUUUACUGGGUACUUCCGAAGUGACGUUGACACGGAAUCGCUCAUGACGACGUCUCGGUUUAGUGGCUACACUAGCGAUGCCGACUCUCGGCUCGUAUUUGUCGGCACGGGACGGCUUCAGACACCGCAGCUGAUUCGUGAAAUGUCCAUCGUAGACAACACGAAAAGUGAGUUCACCUCCCGCCACAGUCUCGAGUGGAAGUUCCUGUUUCUCGAUCACCGUGCGCCACCCAUCAUCGGUUACCUCCCGUUUGAAGUGCUGGGAACUUCCGGGUAUGACUAUUAUCAUUUUGACGAUCUGGAAAAGGUGGUGGCUUGUCAUGAAGCAUUGAUGCAGAAGGGUGAAGGUACGUCGUGCUACUAUCGGUUUCUUACCAAGGGUCAGCAGUGGAUCUGGUUGCAGACACGUUUCUACAUCACCUACCAUCAGUGGAACUCGAAGCCAGAGUUUGUGGUGUGUACGCAUCGGGUCGUGAGCUACGCGGAUGUGAUGAAGCAGAUGCGUAAUCAGACGGCAGGUGAUAGCAAGUUUUCGGAGGAUGCGGACAGCAUAAGUGUGCACGGCGUGGAGCGAAAGUUCCAACAGUCAUCCUCGCAGAGUUUGCUGGCUACUUCGCCGUGGAGUUCAAAGAGUUCCCGAACGUCCCGGGUAGCUCCAACGCCCGGUGUUUCACCAACGGGACUCUCGAAUCGGGGUAGACAUCGGUACAACACGUACCAUGGUCCGGGGUCAGAUUCGGCCACAUCCAUUUCUACGGAAUCUCACACCAGUCGCCAGUCGCUGGUAACGCAACAUUCGCGUUCUCGUAUGCGAACCAGCACGUUCCCAUCGAAGGUAUCAUCACACGGUAGUCAACCGGAUAGGAACUCUAUGUCACACUUUCUACUACAGCAACCUCAGCAUUCGCAGGCAAACGUUGGACAUCAUCUACAGCCAUCGCAACUUCAACAACAACAGCAACAUCAUCUUCAGCAGCAACAGCAUCCACUCCAGCAUCAGCAACAACUUCAUCAACAGUCACAUCCACUGCUACAACAGCAUCAGCAACAGAUACAGGGACAUCAAGCUCAGCAGCAGCAUCAACAGCUACAACAGCAGCAGCAACAGCAACAACAACAACCACAACAUCCAGCGAUGGUCCAAAACCCACCGGUAGUUGACGUUUACCCUCAUCAACUUCAAUCCCAGCAUCCUCAUCAACAGACGCCCCAACAGCAAGUUCAUCAACAACAGCAACAACAGGUAGCUUCCCUUCAACAACAGCAGUCAGCAGUGCAGCAGCAACAGCAGCAACAUCAGCAACUGCAGCAACAGCAACAGCAGCAGCAACAGCAGUCCAUUCCACAGCCAUCAACUACAUCAGCGAUACGACCUCCGGCCACAAUCAUUACUCCACCGGUAACGCAAAUCAUCACUGCAACCGGCUUCAUCGAACCGCAACAGUAUUUGACGGCCAUACCGGUACAACCGGUGGCCGGCUUUACGGAAACCGCACCCGGUGUCCUUUCACCCAUUCAGUCCACCUCCCCACACGGACCGUACGCUGUCGCUCAUCAUCCGGCCGUUACUGGGACGGGCGGUGUCGUCCUUACGCCAAGUCAAAAUCAGGUGCAAGAUCAGCUUCAACGAAAGCAUGAAGAGCUACAGCAUCUGAUACUACAGCAACAGGAAGAAUUACGCCGCGUACAGGAGCAGCUACUGAUGGCCCGCUAUGGAUUGCUACCAUCGAUCGUUUCUCUUCCAUUCCCGCCUGGAACGGGCAAUGGAUCAGGACCCGGACCAAGUGUAGGACCGGCGGAGCGUUGUAAUAGUGGCGGUUCGUUUCUACAGGCACAUCACCAGGCAGCGCACGGGAACUCGUUUCAUCAUCACCAUUACCAUCCAGCUUCAGCACAGCAUCCUCCUAGUCAUUCGGGAGCGAUACAUGCACAACAGUCCCAGCAUCACGGUCAGCAACCACAGCAGCUCUCCCAAGAUCAACAGCAGCAGCAACAGCAAAUGUGCAUAGCUCCACCAGAUCAGAAACCAAUUUUACAUUCCGAUCCGGAACAGCUCAACUUCACUGACACCGGACAGGGGAAGUUGACCGAACCGAAUGAGAUGAUAUCGUACAUGCAGCUCACACCGGUACCACUGCAUCACCUACAGCAACACCAAUCAAGUCAAUCCUCCACAUCCACACCCGCCUCAUCCGUCCUAAAUCAGCAGCAACAGCAACAGCAAAAACACCACCAUCAACAACAACAACAGCUUAUGCAGAUGGGUGCCCCACCGGACGGUGGUACCGGUACGAGUGGGAACAGCAACACUAGUAACACGAGCAACAACAUGGGCUUGCUGCAGUAUCAGAUGGCGCAGGAACAGGCGCAAAUUCUAUUUACCUCUGGAAUGGAACAGCAGCAAGGCCAGCAGCAGCAACAACCACCGGCUACUCAACAGCAGCACCAGGGAGCAGGCAGUUCCGAUGCCGGAUCACGAACCUGUCCAUCGCAGACGAGUGAAAUGUAAGG